AUGGCCCAGUUUGUCCGUAGCCUCUCGGAGAAAGCUCUGGCGCUGGUGAACGCAGCUGUGACUUACUCGAAGCCUCAGUUGGCCACAUUCUGGCACUAUGCCAAGGUUGAGCUGGUUCCUCUGACCCCUGCUAAGGUCCCUACAGCGAUUCAGAGCUUGAAACAAAUAGUCAGGAGCGCCCAGACCGGUAGCUUCAAGCAGCUCACUGUCAAGGAGGCUCUGCUGAACGGUUUGGUGGCCACUGAGGUGUGGAUGUGGUUUUAUGUCAGCGAGACCAUAGGCAAGCAUGGCAUCAUUGGCUACGAUGUUUGA
Molecule: messenger RNA, 312 nt
Organism: Suricata suricatta (meerkat)
Lineage: Eukaryota; Metazoa; Chordata; Mammalia; Carnivora; Herpestidae
Product: ATP synthase subunit g, mitochondrial
Exons: 1
Coding region: 1-312 (103 amino acids)
Biological process (GO): proton motive force-driven ATP synthesis
Molecular function (GO): proton transmembrane transporter activity
Source: RefSeq, a predicted model, not a curated record